CUGUCAAGUUUGGAGUAUUUCUACCAGGUCCACCGGUGUGCACAUCAGCACUUCUGUUAAACACUUGUCAAGUGUCUCACAGUUGGAGUAGUUUCACAGUUUCUAUUCGUGCAUUUUGUCAUUAACUCGGUGCAAACGAUGGCCCACUACGAAGAGGUGAAAGUGCGCGGAUAUGAUGAGUUCUGUCAGGCUGUGUCUGAAAGGAAAGGAAAGGAUAUUUUUGCUUAUUUCUCUGGUGAUAAAGACGCCCAAGGAAAGAGCUGGUGUCCAGACUGUGUCAAAGCCGAGCCAGUGGUUAGAGGAGAGUUGAGUCAUCUUCCUGAGGGCUCCGUCUUCAUCUACUGCCAAGUUGGAGAAAGGGCUUACUGGAAGGAUGCAAGUAACGACUUCAAGAAGACUCUGAAGUUGAGUGGAGUUCCAACUCUGCUGCGAUACGGCACGCCUCAGAAGUUGGUAGAGGAGGAAUGCUUCAAAGCGGAGCUGGUGAAGAUGAUGUUCACCGAGGACUGAAGGAUUCUGCACUGUCGGUUAUAAGCAUUUAAGAUUUCACAGCGAUCAUGUCCAUGUCACACUGUAAUUUUUUGCCGCCAAUGUAACGAGCAUCCUUUGUAAUAUUUACUGAAAUUCAUACUGGAAUAUGUGCAAAGACAAACAGAAUGGAUGUAACUCAUACUUAGUUUUCCUGUUCUGCCUGAUGUGCAAUCACUCAAUCCUGUUUUGUAAUUUCAGUUUAAUGUGUUUCUUAUUUUAAAACACUAGUUGAUUAUAAAAAUAUCUUCUUUUUUUUUUUUAAUUGUGUGAUUUUUUUUGCAUUGCAUUUAUACUCAAAUAAACCGACAUUUGAUGUUGAACAUUUGUGGCAGAAGAAAA
Molecule: messenger RNA, 870 nt
Organism: Larimichthys crocea (large yellow croaker)
Lineage: Eukaryota; Metazoa; Chordata; Actinopteri; Sciaenidae
Gene: txndc17
Product: thioredoxin domain containing 17
Exons: 4
Coding region: 139-510 (123 amino acids)
Cellular component (GO): cytosol
Molecular function (GO): protein-disulfide reductase [NAD(P)H] activity
Source: RefSeq, a predicted model, not a curated record